Molecule: messenger RNA, 4728 nt
Organism: Entelurus aequoreus (snake pipefish)
Lineage: Eukaryota; Metazoa; Chordata; Actinopteri; Syngnathiformes; Syngnathidae
Product: tetratricopeptide repeat protein 39C-like
Exons: 15
Coding region: 281-1969 (562 amino acids)
Biological process (GO): cilium assembly; otolith morphogenesis
Molecular function (GO): protein binding
Source: RefSeq, a predicted model, not a curated record
CAUCACUCUCUACACACCCUUGUUAUUUAUGUUGAUGAUCCAUGAUGCUCGUUUCUUGUCACAGUAAGACGAGGGGGGGAAAGUGAUGGAGGCGAGGAAGGUGGAGGAGUGAGGAGUUUGUCACCUUUUUCUACGAUCUUCGGCCCUGAGAGCGCGGAGCUGCAGCACUGGAGGACUUUCUCUCCGGAGUUCCAAGAAGGUGCCAUCGGAACCAAUGCGGCGUUGUUGCGGGGCGGCAGGAUCCUCGUCAGCAUCAUCAUCAUCACCGCCCUGACGAGCAAUGGCGGGCCCGGAGCAGCAGGUGGAGGAGGAGAAGGCCGAGCACAUCGAUGACGCCGAGCUGGCUCUGCAGGGCAUCAACAUGCUGCUCAACAACGGCUUCAAGGAGAGCGACCAGCUCUUUCGGAGAUACAGGACCCAGAGCCCGCUGAUGAGCUUCGGGGCCAGUUUUGUCAGCUUCCUGAACGCCAUGAUGACAUUCGAGGAGGAGAAGAUGCAGACGGCCUGCGAUGACCUGAGGACCACGGAGAAGCUGUGCGAGAGCGACAAUGUGGGCGUGCUGGAGACCAUCAGAAACAAGAUCAAGAAGAGCAUGGACUCCCAGAGGUCGGGGGUGGUGGUCGUGGACCGCCUGCAGAGGCAGAUCAUCGUAGCCGAUUGUCAGGUCUACCUCGCUGUGCUCUCCUUCGUCAAGCAGGAACUUUCAGCGUACAUGAAGGGCGGCUGGAUCCUGCGCAAGGCGUGGAAGAUGUACAACAAGUGCCACAGCGACAUCAGCCAGCUGCAGGCGGGUGGCGAGUCUCCCCCCACCGACAACGCCAACCACAAGCAGCAGGCGGCGGUGGACAACGAGGCCCUGGAGCGCCUGAAGGGCUCGGUCAGCUUCGGCUACGGCCUGUUCCACCUGUGCAUCUCCAUGGUGCCGCCGCACCUGCUGAAGAUCAUCAACCUGCUGGGCUUCCCCGCCGACCGUCUCCAGGGCCUCUCCUCGCUGAUGUACGCCAGCGAGAGCAAGGACAUGAAGGCGCCGCUCGCCACGUUGGCCCUCUUGUGGUACCACACGGUAGUGCUGCCUUUCUUUGCGCUGGACCACACGCACACCGGCCUGGCGGAAGCUAAAGACAUCCUGCAGAGGAAGUCACUGGUUUACCCAAACUCCUCCCUCUUUAUGUUCUUCAGGGGGCGUGUCCACAGGCUGGAGUGCCACAUCAACAGUGCUCUGGCUUGUUUCCACGACGCAUUAGAACUGGCUUCAGACCAAAGAGAGAUCCAGCACGUGUGUCUGUAUGAGAUCGGCUGGUGCAGCAUGAUCGAGAUGAACUUUGAGGACGCCUACCAGGCCUUUGAGCGGCUGAAGAACGAGUCGCGCUGGUCGCAGUGCUACUACGCCUACUUGACGGGAGUGUGCAAGGGCUCCUCGGGUGACCUGGACGGAGCCAGCCGAGUCUUCAAAGACGUGCAGAAGCUGUUCAAGAGGAAAAACAACCAGAUUGAGCAGUUUGCCGUCAAAAGGGCGGACAGGCUGAGGAAGAUCUCGCCCAGCAGAGAACUUUGCAUCCUGGGCGUCAUCGAAGUCUUGUAUCUGUGGAAGGCUCUUCCUAACUGCUCCUCCACCAAGCUGCAGAUCAUGAACCAAGUGUUGCAGCGUCUGGAUGACGCGUCUUGCAGAGGCCUCCAACAUCUCCUCCUGGGCUCCAUCCACAAGUGUCACGGGAACCUGAGGGACGGCGUACAGUCCUUCCAGAUGGCUGCCAGAGACCAAUACGGGCGGCAGAUUAAUUCCUACGUUCAGCCGUACGCCGUCUACGAACUGGGCUGUAUACUGCUCGCCAAGCCAGAGACUGUGGGCAAAGGGAGAUCGUUCUUACUUCAAGCCAAGGAGGAUUUCACAGGCUACGACUUUGAGAACAGGCUUCACGUGCGCAUCCACUCGGCGUUGGCCUCCCUGAAGGAAGUCGUGCCUCAGUGACUCCAGCGUUUUUGACACCACCUACAACUCCAUGGCCUCCAGGCCCCGUGGUAAACCUUCUUUGGGGCGAGUUUGUGUCUUGUUAAGGCAUUAACGCCAUAAAAUAGGAAAAACGCACACAAAGAAACAGUGUUUUAACAAAAUCACAAUUUCUGCCAAAAAACAGGAACCACUUUGGUUGCGCAUCCGUUUCUUCAAUAAAGUGGGAGAUACGUUUAUAUUUACAUGCUCAACAUGUUUAAAAUUGUCAUUCUUAUGUUUGUGGACGCACAAAAUGCAAUCGAGCAAGGCCAUGAAGUCACUGUGUAAAAUUCCUAACUGAAAUUGCCUCCGCCCUACAGGAUGUUGAAUUAGAAUCGGAAGGACAGGAAGUGGAUUUUUAAGAAAAUCUAUAUAUUUUAGCCAAGUAACAGGAAUAACUGAAAACUUUUAGCAAAGAUUUUGGCCUAAAAUACCUUAUACACAUUCGCAUUAAACGUAAAUUCCCUUCAUUUUAAAUACUUGCAUAAUUCUGGGGAAGUAGGUAUUUUUUCACCAUUUUCCAUAGUUUGAAAGUAUAUUAUACUUCAAACUAGACAAUGCAAUUUUAAUAUAAAUUGCGGUUAAGAUGCUAACAUGCUAACAGUUAGCAUGCAAGUAAGAUAGCGCCAAGUUUUCAUGACUUUUAGUUUGACACCUACAACAUUGGCCAAAAUGUUAACAGUUAGCAUGCUAACAGUUUUUUAAAAUUAUACUCUUGGGUGUACCUUGCCUUCCGCCCGAACGCAGCUGGGGUAGGCUCCAGCCACCCCGAGAGGGACCAGCGGUAGAAAGUGGAUGGAUGUACUUUUACACAGAAAAGCCCCAUUGAGAUUAAAGAAACCAUUUUUAAGGAGUUCUUGCUAGAAACACUCAUUCACCUUUCUUCACUAGUAUGUGUCGCACUGGGAGAAAGGUGGGCGAAGUGUCCUGCCCAAGGGUACAACGGCAGUGACUAGAAUGCCAGAACCUAGAUUUGUACCAGGAACCUAUAUGUUUCUGUAUGACCGCUCUUCAAUCUGAGACAUUUGCUGCUCUACUGUACACUACACUUGUACUUUGAUACCUUAGGUAACAUUUCAAGAGUUUGCAUGCUGACAUACUAACAACGCAUGCUAGCAAGUUAGCACCUAGCAACUAUAUCCAUGACUUUUAGGUUUAUACAGAUAACAUUGGCUAAAAUACUAACAUACUAGCUGUUGGCAUCCUCUGACAACGGUUAGCAUGCUAGUAAGAUAGUGUCACGUAACCGUAGUCAUGACUUUUAGUUUGAUACCAAUAAAAUUGGGUACAAUUUCAACAGUUAGCAUGCUAAAAUACUAACAGUUAGCAUGCUAGCAAGACAGCACCUAGCAACGAUAGCUAUGACUUCUAGGUUCAUACCGAUGACAUUAGCCAAAAUACUAACAUACUAACUGUUAGCAUCCCAUAUGAUAACUGUUAGCAUGCUAGUAAGAUAGCGCCAAGUAACCAGUUUUUGUUUGAUACCUACAAAACAGGGUAAUAUUUCAACAGUUAGCAUGCUAACAUACUAACAGAUACAAUGCUAGUAAGAUAGCGCCUAGUAACAAUAUCCAUGACUUUUAGGGUCAUACCCACAAAAUUGGCUAAAAUAUUAAACAGGAUAACUGUUGGCAUCCUCUAUAACUGUUAGCAUGCUAGUAAGAUAUUGUCAAGUAACCAUAGUCAUGACUUUUAAUUUGACAAUUGGGUAAAAUUUCAACAGUUAGCAUGCUAACAUACUAACAGUUAGAAUGUUAGCAAGAUAGCACCUAGCAUCGAUAGAAAUGACUUGGUAUUUUGGGUAAUCUUAUCGGCGUAAACCUAACUGUUAGCAUCCUCUAUGAUAACUGUUGGCAUGCUAGUAAGAUAGCGCCAAGUAACCAGUUUUAGUUUGAUACCUACAAAACUGUAAGAUUUUAACAGUUAGCAUGCUAACAUAUUUAACAGUUAGAACACUAGCAAGAUAGCGUCUAGUAACAAUAUCCAUGACUUUUAGGUUCAUACCCACAAAAUUGACUAAUAUGCUAACAUAGUCAUUGCUAUCAUCCUAUGUCAACUGUUAGUAUGUUAGCACCUAGCAUGACAUGAUUUUGAAUGAAAAACUUUAGCUGUAAUUGUUAUUCCCAUGAAAUAUGUAAAACAGUCAUGCUUGAAAUAUAACAGAAUCCUGGAAUUUAAAUUUGACCUCCAAUUCAAAUUGGAAUUGCAGUUCUACUUCCUGUUUGCAACCUCAGGUCAAUAGAAUUUGGGGGUCAUUUCCAAGUCAAUUUGUAAUUUUGCACAAGCCUUCUGGACGUAGAUACCUGAUACCACAAAUGGCAUGAUAUCAAGGAAGGAUUUAGAACACCGGUGAUGGUGUUUAAAGGAGACAAGAGCAAAAGAAUGGUGUUCUAGAAGGUCUCCACCCUGGCCUGACAACCAAACACAGGACUUUAAAGAAGACGUGACUAAUGUUCAUGUGUGCACUAUGCAUGGUACAUCAGGGUGUGACCUCAAACGUACCCUUAAAGUCUAUAUACGGUGCUGGUCCAUGACAAGUAAAUAUGAGCAGGUUUUUGUCAUAGAACCAUGGUAAUGUUUCCUGGCAUAGAAGACAUGUUUAAUAAGAAAUUGGACAAAGAAAACAGGGCAUUUUCUGUGCAUGUUGUGAAAUAUAGUCUUAUGUUUUCUCUCCUCACAUCAUGUGUGGCAAGUCAACUGUGAUCCAUCUCAGGUGGUCAGUGAGUCAAAGGGAAGUC